Messenger RNA from Coffea eugenioides, 1035 nucleotides. Its product is annotated as receptor-like protein EIX1. Gene Ontology annotation, molecular function: protein binding. The transcript has a single exon. The record is from RefSeq and is a predicted model, not a curated record. NCBI's taxonomy places the organism in Eukaryota, Viridiplantae, Streptophyta, Magnoliopsida, Gentianales, Rubiaceae. Bases 1 to 1035 code for a protein of 344 amino acids.
AUGGAGCAUCAUCUUCUUGGCACUUCUUCAUCUCUACUACUAGUAAUGUUCUUAUUGAAUUCUAUUCUCGUCACCAGCCAUUUUCCAUUUGGCUGUAGCAAACAAGCUUAUACUCAUUCAAAUGUCUCCUAUAUUGAGAGUGAACGGCAAGCUCUUUUUCAAUUCAGAGAUGGGUUGAUAGAUGAAUCGAAUCGCUUGUCAUCUUGGAUAGGAGAGGAUUGUUGUUUAUGGGAAGGCAUUGAUUGCCACAAAAUCACUAGUCAUGUCGUUAAACUUGAUCUACAAAAUACGAAGCCGUUAAACUCAAAUAAUGUAUUUACUUAUUGCAAAAAUUGCUUGGGAGGCCAAUUAAGUCCAUUUUUGAUUAAUUUGACCAAUUUGCAAGACCUGGACCUGAGCAAGAAUAAUUUUUCAGGAAUCCAAGUUCCCACAUUCCUUGGAUUGUUGAAAAACUUGAGAUACUUAAAUCUUGCAAAUGCAGUGUUUGAUGGCAAAAUUCCCCACCAUCUAGGAAAUCUCUCAUGUUUACGGCAUUUAGAACUUGGAGGUGUAACUCCCUCGUUAACGUGGAAUCGAUUGACGAAGAAGGAUCUCAGGUGGAUUGUUGGACUCUCUUUUCUGGGAAGCCUAGUCCUGUUUGGGGUGAAUCCUAGUGCCGUUGAAGAUGGGUUACAGACAAUUAACAUGCUUCCUUCACUAACACGACUGGAAUUAGAUAGUUGUGAACUUUUCAUCAAUCCUCAUCUUUCACAGGUCAAUUUCACAUCUCUUUCUUCCCUUGAGCUCGGUGAAAAUGAUUUCAAUGACCACAUGGUCCCUCCUUGGCUCCAUAAUCUUACUAGUCUCUAUGAUCUUGGUCUUAGCUCUAAUCAUCUUUCUGGUCCAAUUCAUGGCCUAUUUGAACAAAUGACCUCUCUAGUUGAUCUCGAUCUAGGGGAAAACUGCUUUGAUGUAUCAACGUUGAAGUCACUUUGCAAUGUAAGCAGUCUUAAUUAUUUGGAUCUGACAUGCAAGGGCCAAUACCGAGUGAAAUAG